Messenger RNA from Mollisia scopiformis, 2205 nucleotides. RefSeq lists its product as uncharacterized. The record is from RefSeq and is a predicted model, not a curated record. Lineage: Eukaryota; Fungi; Ascomycota; Leotiomycetes; Helotiales; Mollisiaceae. The transcript is spliced from 6 exons. Bases 147 to 2171 code for a protein of 674 amino acids.
CAUCUUGUGGCUGGCUGGGAAAGAGGAGACGAAAGAAACAUGAUCAUCUGGCACUUCUGUCUACUCUUCGGAAAGUCACAUAAACUCGUCAAUGAUUGUUCUUCGUCCAAACAUUCUUCUUCAUUUAUUGCUUGUGACAACUGAAGAUGGGUUCCCCUGCAGCAGCAACUCCUGGGACUCUUGCAGAGUAUGACAUUAUCCUCUCUAUUUCAGAAGAAGCUAUCAAUCGACAGUUUCAGAUCCUCUAUGACAAGAAAAUCGACGAGAAAGGUGGCGCGCUUCCACCUCCUCCUGGAAUGGAGCAGGAUGGUGUAGCACCACCACCGCCUUCAAAGUACCUCAUCAAUCAUGAGUUGGAGAUUCACCUCGCAGAAGAAGGAUUGAGCGGGCAGCCAGAGAUUGACUAUGAAUCCGGAAUUAUUGGACAUACUAAAUGUCCAAAGGUCAGCUUCAAGGAUAGUGGAACAAGCAACAAAGGACGCAUCUCAUUUGAAUUCGAGCGUGUUGAAACAGCCAAAGAACCAGACAGCGUCUUCAAGUAUUGGGUUGGCAAAGGCAAAGCUGCCGAAACCAGGUCUCAAGUCAUCAAUGGCUAUACCAUGUCGUGGGAGGUGAAUCUUGGUCAGAAGAACAUACAGGACAUUGCCGGAGAGCUGCUAAAUCCAGCUGAAAGCAACUCCUCACCGGAAACUCUCCAUCCUGACGCUGUCAAGGCCAUCACGCCUUUGGCCAACGAGCACUUCACAAUUGCAUCCAUCUUUUGUAUCUUUGAAGCUGCUCAAAUUGCAGACUCGUUCAGGCUCUUCGAUGCGGAGUCUAAACCACUUCCAGACGUAUUCCAUACUUCUUUCAUGACCAAAGUCGCAGGUUACUUCUCACUACUCCAAAGGAAGAUCAAACCAGGCCGAGCAACGCCAGAUCAUCCUUUCGUCCUCGGCUAUGGUCUGUCACAAACCCUGCCUACAAUUCCAUCUCGCCAGCCAAAUGCAAUUCCCGACUCAACGCCCAAAUUCUUCAUUCCAAGGAAGUACAAUGUGACCGUGACCCCAGGACAGGGCUCAAACUUCACUGCUGGAACUUUCAACUUCUGCAUACUCACUCAUCGGGAUGAGAAUCAACCGGGUCGAGAUCCAGUGCGAUCAGAUCCGUCGAAGAAUCUCAAUGCAGGCAAACUCGACAAGACCUUCUUCGACUUGACUCGGACUCGCGAGCAUGAUGGAUUGAUGGCGUUCGCUCGUGACUUGAUCUUCGACAAUUUUCUCUGCAAAGAAGUCGCAAAUUCUUUCUUCAUCGACAUUGAAGCCAUCUUCAAGAAGGCGAUGGACAAGGGGUCGAUUGAUUCUUCGGAAUACAAGACCACGCCGUCGAUGAAUCUGUCAUCGCAGCCUCCAUCUUGGAGCAAGAAACAAACAGCAGAACUUAGUGGAAAGAUUAAGAGGAUGUUACUGGACGACAAGCAAAAUGUCACAGGAUUUUCCAAGCUUGAUGUGUCAUGGCAGUCUGACCUUCAGACAAAUCCAAAUAUCGAAGAGAAAGAUGCAAGACGCCACGCUCAACUGAUCUUUACCAGUCAGGUCAAGGAAGACUUCGAUUUUGUUGAUGUCGGCUUCAUCAGUGAUGAUAAACUCUUCGCUCACGUAGAUAUGAUCUACAAGUACGUCUUGAACAUCUCUCCAGGAACAGGCGGUUUAGUGGAUAUCACAAAAGACGAUAAAGCUAGCUCGCUUCCCGUUAGAGAGACAAGUGGAAAGUUGAAGCUCAUCCAGGCUGAACGGAAGGACGGCGAGUAUGGUGCAUACUUCACUACAACGAAGAAGACGGCUGCAUUGACAGAUCUGUGGAACAAUCUCAAGUCUGUUCUUCCUGAACAAUUUCAGUCGUUCUUCGUUGAUGUGCUUGAUGCUAUGGAGAAGGCUUGGGCUGUGAAAAUAGCAGACACGGCCAUUGCUGAAUACGAGAACAAGUGGAACGCAGGCAUCACUUCCAUCAAAAAUAAAGUGAUCCUUCCUGCAGGCAACGUCUUCAAUUUCUCGGGUGUCGAUGUUGAUUCCCAAGGCAACAUGUACACACAUGUCAGCUUCUCCAAUGGAGGAGAGAAGAUCAAAAAGACCCAUGGGGAUCUGAAAUCUGGGGAUAAGCCCAUGGUGGGCGGGGAGAAACCAACGGCGUGAGUGUGCAGGAAGGAAAAUAGUUUUUUGGGAACAU